This is a messenger RNA of Homalodisca vitripennis (glassy-winged sharpshooter), 2646 nucleotides long. Its product is annotated as reversion-inducing cysteine-rich protein with Kazal motifs-like. Gene Ontology annotation, cellular component: plasma membrane. Gene Ontology annotation, biological process: extracellular matrix organization. Gene Ontology annotation, molecular function: metalloendopeptidase inhibitor activity; protein binding. The annotation marks the transcript as partial. The record is from RefSeq and is a predicted model, not a curated record. The transcript has 9 exons. NCBI's taxonomy places the organism in Eukaryota, Metazoa, Arthropoda, Insecta, Hemiptera, Cicadellidae.
AACUGCCGCAAGUUGUGUCUCAAAACCUUCUCCAACGAGUGGACCGAGUCCUGGGAGGAGUUCAGCGUACAGUGUCUCAGCCAGUUCUCAGAGGACAGCCUGCUCCACUGCAUCGAUGAAGUGGAGGAGCCGUGCGAGCUGGGCUGUGACGGCCUGAGCUACUGUACCAACUUCAACAACCGGCCCACGGAACUGUUCCGCAGUUGCUCGGUUCAGGCGGAUGACGCUGCCCGCAAUGACGUGGCGCUGUGGACAAGCAAGGGAGUGCUGACGCUGCCCGGCCUGCAGAUCCCCAUCCGCAACAUCUCACAUUGCUCGCCACUCACCUGGAAGGCUGUGGCUUGCACGCUGCAGAUCAAACCGUGUCACCGCACGUCCCACACCAACAGGAUCUGCAGGCAGGACUGUUUCAACCUGCUGAGUCAGUGUAUGGACUGGACGCGCAUGCCAGCUGACACCUCGGCCGCCUCUAUCUGCAGCCGCCUGUCCCCUGACAACCCUAACACUCCUUGCGUAUCACUGGAGCCAUACUUGGAGCCAAGCGACCAGCCCUACAGCCCUCCCAGUGACCAAGUGACCCAGCCCUGCAAGGGUGAUCCCUGCAACAUCGGCCAGGUCUGCGCGGUCAACAGAUACUGUCAACCCUUACGCUCCUGUCAGCCCUACUCCUGCUCUGAUGGCUGCAAGCUCGGUGAAGUGUCUCAGCACAUUGUGCCUGUGGGCUCUUACGUCAGGAUCCCGAUAUCCAGCGGGAACAGGGGCUGCCUGAAGAUCUGCCAGUGUCUGGAUGGCGGCAGCAGGGACCUUGACAACCACCUCAAGAUUGAAAACUGUCAACCCAUGCCGUGCUUUCCUUUAGAGGAUUGCUGGAUCGGUAGUAACCGGCAAGAGCACGGCAGCUCGUUCUACAUCGAGUGCAACUUCUGCAGCUGCUACGCGGGUGAGAUGACUUGCACCAAGAAACAGUGCGACAUGGGACUUAGGGACGUGGCCUUCACGAGUCUGCCGUGCAACUGUCCCCCACACCACGUUCCUGUCUGCGGGAGAAACGGCAGGACCUACCCUAGCGCCUGUCUAGCCAAGUGUUCAGGGUUAAAUGACUCAGAUUUUGAGUUCGGCUCCUGCGAGGAGAAGGACCCCUGCACCGGUAACCCCUGUGAUGAGGGAGAGGCGUGUAUACCAGCAAAGAGGGUGUGUCUGUCCUUGUUGCACAGUCCGUGCCCGCAGCAUCAGUGCGUGAAUGUGCGAGACGCGUGUAACACUCAGGAGAGCAACCCUGUCUGCGACACAGACGGCCAUCAACAUCCCAACACCUGUUACCUCGUGCGUUACGGCAAGACCCUCGCCUACCACGGCCCCUGUCUGAGUGGGUGUAGACGGACUGGAGUGGUGUGCGGAAUCGACGGCAACACAUACAGUUCUGAGUGUGCCGCAGUGGCCAGGAAUGUGCUGGUGGACUACCCGGGCCCCUGCCUGGCCGUGGGGCUGAUAGACACACAAGCUAAGCAACAGUGCAGUUCCCCCGUGAUAUGUCCGCCCCUGGCCAGCCCUGGGUGUCUGGGUGUCACUCCCCCAGGAGCGUGCUGUCCAGUCUGCGCAGGAGCCAUUAGAGUCCUCUACAGCCAGAAACAAGUGGACAGGGCUCUGUACGCCCUGAAGUCCACCCAGGCGAUACGGGCGCUGACACUCCAGGCAGUCCUGAGAGCUCUGGACCGCCACGUGACUGUAGCCGAGUGUACGGUACGAGGUCACCUGACCGUGGAGCUCGACAUCCUGGUGCUGGUCGUUCCCGUAAGGCCGGCGCCUUCUCUACUGCAGCUGCAGGCAUGCGUGAGCGAGGCGGAGAAGCUCUCCAACCUGGUGCGACUGGCCAGCCCCAAGCUCGUGUCCGAGCUCAGCGUGGGUACACUGACGGCUGCCAGGGUCGUACACAACGUGGUGGUAAGCGGGGGCAAGGCCCUUUGGCCCACUCCCUCCCUCGCCCUCACCCCUGCGCUGUUCCUUCUGCUCAGGUGCUGGAGUUAGCUACUCUCCUUCACCCACCCUUCUGAGCCCAAAGAUUCUUAGAGACCACGGUCUUUAAAAUUACCAAAUUUGAUAACACUUGAAGACUGUACCGGAGUUAGAUUUGCUAUAUCAUCAGUACCCGUGUAAAAGUACCGAUCCCUUACUACCACCAGUAAUGUCAAAGAUUGUUGGUGAAAAUUACCAAGGCACGCAGUGACGUCACGUUAUGGAGACACAGCUGACAGCGGGACAUGCCUGACAUGUUAUUAUGGAGCUCAAUAUCUUUGAGCAUAUCCUUGACUCUUCCUUAACUUUAGUUUUCCACUCAACAACUCUUUAUCAAAGCCACUGUAAUAAACACGACUCCUUUUUUUAAAAUGACAGCUCAAUUUUAUUCUGAUAGAUGUUUUUUACAGAUUACUAACUUUUUAAGAACCUAGAAAUGUUAAAAUAAAGAGUAUAAGAUUUAAAGCCUAACCCAAAAGUUUUGUAUUGUAUAAUGACACAAUCUGGUUGUUAUUGAAAUCGAUGAAGAAUUUUUUCCUAAAUAAAGAAAUUUGAUCGUCGGCCAUACUAGUUUUGGCAGAGGUCAAAAUGGGAGGGUACGAAAAAGGGUAAAACUACGAAAGUAUGUUUUUU